Messenger RNA from Acanthamoeba castellanii str. Neff, 2742 nucleotides. RefSeq lists its product as uncharacterized. Gene Ontology annotation, biological process: negative regulation of TOR signaling; regulation of cell cycle. Gene Ontology annotation, cellular component: TSC1-TSC2 complex. The coding region runs from base 1 to 2742 and encodes 913 amino acids. The record is from RefSeq and is a predicted model, not a curated record. NCBI's taxonomy places the organism in Eukaryota, Discosea, Longamoebia, Acanthamoebidae. The transcript is spliced from 19 exons.
AUGGGCAGCCUGGCCAAGAAGGUGGCCGCCACGGUGCUUGCUGCCCACUUUGACGAGGAGCUGUGCUCGUUGGUGGAGCGAGCAGGAGCAGAUGAAGGCGGGGCCGUGGUGGAAGCUCUCCUUCCGCUGCAGACCGCGGGGCAGGCUGCCCCUCACCUCGCGGGCGGCGUAAGGCACGAGGGGCAAGUGGCAGCUCUCCUCGCCUACCUGCACCGCUUUCUGGAGGCGUUCGGCGCGGGCAAACUCGCCCCCUGGCUCGACUUCAUUCUCCAGCCGGGCCACCUACACUCCAACGACCUGCGCCUGCGGGAGGUGCUGGGGCCGCUGCUUGUUGACGUGGUGGCUGCCGACGUCGCCGAUGCGCGGGCGAGGCUGCUCGAGGACUACUUCACACACAAGGGCGAGGCCCCGCUCAGCCUCCCCGCGCUCCUCGCGUUCGGGGACAGCUGCCCGCGGCCGCUGUUCCUCCGCGUGGACGAGUACCUGACCGACGCCGACCACAAGCAGAGCGCCAUGCAGCUGCUCGCCACGGUGGUCCACCGGCAAGGCCCGCACCUCCACGAGAUCGCCGACACGCCCCUCCUCACCACACUCCUGCGUAUCCCUCUGGACGAGAGCGAUGCGGGCGUGGUGGCGGGCGCGGUGUGGGUGCUGGUGAUGGUCCUGCCCCACGCGCUCCCGCAAGUGCCCCCGCUCCUAUCGGCCCUGCUGGCCAUCAUGCAUCGCCUCCUCCAUUGGCCGUCCGACAAACCUGCCCACCGCGGCGGCGGUGGCGCUGCCGAUGGCGAGGGUGGUGGUGGGGCGGAGGGCCGGCCCGAGGUCCACGAGCAGACGGGGAGGGAUUCGCGGGCGGCAGGAGUGAUCCCGCCCGAUCUCGGCCGGCCCACCGCCAUGUUCUUCCGCCUGCUGGAACACACCGAGCACCCCCACCUGGGUUCCGCCCUGCAGGUCCUGUUGGGCGGUAUCACCCUGGAUCCCGCUCUCGUCUUGUCCGACGAGACCAGCGAGCUUGCCGGAGCGCUCGAGCGAUGGAAGCGCCGCGACCCCUACGCUCUCGUCGCAGACUGCUUCUCCCUGUGCCCUCCGCCCCCUCUACUCCAUUCGACCUCCGCCGCCUCCGAGCGGACAGGGGACCGGAGAGACCACGACCACGGCGCCCUGUCCGACUCGGGGUGGGACGAGCGCAAGCCGCAGCAGCCGCAGCAGGAGACGAUCAAUACAUCGGCGCACGCUGGGGAAGAGGUGGUGCAGCCCAAGGGCUCCACCACGCCGCUGCCUCAUGUGCGCGAUUCGUGUAUGCUGCCCCUCCCCGCACUGGACCGUGGGGAGCGCCUGCUGCAGAUGCUCGACCUGGUGGAGCAGGAGGGCCUCCACCGCGACUCCUCAAUGUCGCCCUUGGGAACCACGCCACGGGACACCGCCGCCACUGCUACUGCCACAGAGGAGUUGGCAACAGGAGGCGACCACGACGAGCCGGCGGAGGGGCAGCACUCGCACCAGUGCAUGCGCCAACUGGUCGUGGCCAGGACCGAACUGCUCUUCGAGAGGCACGCGCUGUUCCACCGAUGCGUCGCCCUCCAGCGGGAGGGGCUGGCCACGACAGCCGACCACGCCCACCACGACGCCCUUCGGGAGGAAGUGCGACGCCAGCAGGAGGCCCUCAAGCGCGUGCAGGAGCUGCUUUCGGAACGGCAGCGGCACAUCCACCAACUCAACGCGCGGCACAGUGCCACCGUGAGCCACCUCACCAAGAGCCUCGCCGACCUCCACGCCAAGAACGCGUACGUGGCCACGCCCGGUGACCUCAAGGCCGCCGCCCUGCGCUGGGAGAAUACUGCCCAGCAGGCGCUCGACGACCACCGCUCGCUCCUCCAGCAGCUCGAGCAGAAGAGCGCAACGUUGCUCGAGCUGGAGGCGCAGGUCGAGACCAUGCAAGCGCAGGCCGGCGAUUCGCUCAACUUCCGCGGCAGCUUGUCGUCUCUCAACCACGAGCUUGCCCUCUGGGAGGAGCGCAGCAAAAGGGAGAGCAGCCUGUCCAUCGCCGAGUUGACGGAAGCCCAGCGGCAGCUCCACGUGCAGGAAGCCCUAGCGGCAGACCUCAACGAACAGCUCCACGCCCUCCACGCGAAGCACCACAGGCCCGCGUGCCCCCACUACGGGCGGCAUCAGACGCUGCAAACCGUCUACGAGGAGAUGAAGGAGCGGGCCGAGCGGGCAGAGCGGGAGCGGAAGGACAAGGGCGCCCUCGCCCACACCCAAAAGCAGCUCCUCGAGUACCACAAGCAGGUCAGCGUGCACAAGCUGCAGGCCGUCGAGGCCAAGUACGCCGCCCUCAAGAAGAGCCACCUCGGGCUCGAGAGGCAUCUGGUGGUGCUGGAGGCCGAGGCCGAGAAGUACCGCCUGCUUCGCCACAAGUUCAAACUUCUCUCGCCCUCCUCCACCUCGUCCUCGCCGUCUGCUCCAUUGGUGGCGACGACGCCGACGCCGACGAUGGUGGACUCCUUGCCGUCCCCAGAGGACGCUCGCCUACCCCCUGGUGGCCGGGCGAGAAGCUCCACGUGGCACUCCAUCCACCCGGUGGAGGCCGCACCUGCGAGCGGGGUGGCCAUCCCGGCGCCCCAUCAACAGCAGCUACCCCUGCACGCAGGAGGAGCGGGGCAGGACCCGACUGCUGCCGUAACCCUCCAGCUCCUCUCCUCCUCGGCGCCAGCCCCACCACACGACGGCCCCCUGCGACCAUGA